UCGCGCGAACCAGUGAAAUGUGUGCCGGCAUCCUCAUCGAAUAUGUACACCGUUGAUCUUUAAUUCCGUGGGAUCCUGAAUGCUUUUUAUCGACCCAAUAAGGGGGAGUAGCCGUCAAUUAUUUUUACAAUCUUUCCUGGAAGAUUGUCGUUCCGGCUAUAAGUUGACGUAAAAUAUGGCAUCGUUGAAGCUGUUGGCGGGGGUCACGGGUGCCGUGGGUGCCAGUGCAAUAACCUCCUAUAUGUUAAUGUCCGACUCGACCGUUUACGCCGAUCAACAGAAAUCAAAGCCAAUGAAAAGGCCUUUGCCGACACGAGAGGAUCAAAUAAAAACAUUAAAAACUCACGGCCAGUACGACGUUCUUAUUGUUGGUGGAGGUGCAACAGGAGCUGGAUGUGCUUUGGAUGCCUGUACACGAGGUUUGAAGACAGCUUUAAUCGAAGGUGAUGAUUUUGCAUCGGGUACAUCUUCCAGAAGUACAAAGCUCAUUCACGGUGGAGUUCGUUAUCUACAGAAAGCCAUAAUGCAGAUAGACGUAGAGCAAUAUAAAAUGGUCAGGGAGGCGUUGCAAGAACGUGCCUCGAUGUUGCACAACGCGCCUCAUUUGGCUCAUCCUUUACCCAUAAUGUUACCUGUAUACACGUGGUGGCAAAUUCCUUAUUACUGGUUCGGUAUAAAAAUGUAUGACUUGGUUGCUGGGUCGCAAACAGUGAAGGCAUCUUACUUCCUUAGCAAAUCCAAUGCGUUAGAACUGUUUCCAAUGUUGAAAGGCGACAAGCUUACAGGAGCAAUUGUCUACUACGAUGGUCAACAAGAUGACGCCAGGAUGAAUUUAGCAGUUGCUUUGACCGCGUCGAGGCAUGGUGCAACAGUUGUAAAUCACGUAACAGUUGUCAACCUCUCGAAAGGUCUCGACAAGGACGGCAAUCGAGUACUGACUGGCGCUCGUGUCAGGGACGAGCUCACCGGCGAGGAAUGGGACGUGAAAGCGAAAGCGAUAAUAAACGCAACAGGUCCCUUCACGGAUCACAUAAGGAAAAUGGACGACCAAAAUGUGAAAACAAUUUGCGCUCCUUCUUCGGGCGUUCAUAUCGUUCUACCCGGUUAUUACAGUCCCGACCAGAUGGGUCUGCUGGAUCCAGCGACCAGCGACGGCCGUGUUAUCUUCUUCCUGCCUUGGCAGAAGCAAACGAUCGCAGGAACGACUGAUCUACCCUGCGACAUCACGCAUAAUCCCCGACCGACCGAGGACGAGAUCAUGUUCAUUCUACACGAGGUCAAGAACUACCUGAAUCCGGACGUUGAGGUACGUCGUGGAGAUGUACUGUCAGCGUGGAGUGGUAUCAGACCCCUUGUCUCGGAUCCGAAUAAACCGAACACUCAGUCACUCGCCAGAAAUCACAUUGUGCACGUCAGUCCGACGAAAUUGAUCACGAUAGCUGGAGGCAAAUGGACGACUUACAGGGCAAUGGCCGAAGAAACAAUAGACGCGGCUAUCAAAGCUUGCGAACUACAACCGGAAAGGCCCUGUCAGACCAGAGGCUUACAACUGGAAGGUGCACACGGUUGGAGUCCGACAAUGUACAUCAGAUUGGUGCAAGAUUUCGGACUGGAAUGCGAAGUCGCCCAACACUUGGCCAAGAGUUACGGGGACCGUGCAUUUGCUGUGGCGAAGAUGGCUUCUCUUACUGGGAAACGGUGGCCAAUUAUAGGAAAAAAGAUCCAUCCUGAAUUUCCGUAUAUCGACGCCGAAAUUCGAUACGGAGUUCGUGAAUAUGCGAGAACAGCAAUUGAUAUGAUUGCACGAAGAUUGAGAUUAGCGUUCCUGAACGUUCAAGCGGCCCAGGAAGCUCUUCCAGGUAUCAUAGACAUCAUGGCGGAGGAGUUACAUUGGACAGAUGAUGAGAAGAAGAAGCAACACAAAGAGGCCAGCGACUUCCUUGCCAAUGAAAUGGGAUCGAUGGUUAACCGUGCUUCACGCGACAAGAUUCCCAUUAACCUGACCAAGGAAGAAAUACAGUUAUACAUCAAGCGUUUCGGAAUCAUCGACAAGGAUAACAAAGGAUACGUGUCCAUUAAUGACAUCAGGCGAGGACUUAAGCUAUUCGGUGACAAGGAGGUACCUGGUGAAGAGCUUCAUGAAAUACUGCGCGAAAUCGACACUAAUAUGAACGGUCAAGUCGAGUUGGAUGAAUAUCUUCAGAUGAUGUCAGCCAUUAAAUCUGGACAUGUGGCGUACUCGCGUUUCGCAAGAAUGGCAGAAAUGGAGGAGGCACAACACGAGCAGGAAAUAUUGAAGAAACAGAUCAGUGUGGAGAGAUCAGGUGGAGGACUGUGAAGAGAUUCACGGUCUACUUCAGUGUAAUUAACAUAUUGACACCAUUACGACAAACUGUUUAUCAUAGAAUAUUUGUUCACCCCAAAAUUCACAUGUAGUCCAGUCUAGUACAAAUGCUCCAGGAUCACAAUGAUCACGUGUAUUUCAUACUUUCUACUGCAACUUCUAUUUUGCAAUCAGCCUUUUCAAGCUCAACGAAUAAAAACUAAGCAGUAUCUGUUAGAAUUUUAAGAAUGAAAACGACACGAUCAUACGAAUUUGAACUUUUAAUGUAAAUAUCUUGUGUACAGCAUCUUAGUUGCACAAAAAUAGCUGUGUCAUGUUUGUAUAUAUGUUUUCUGCAAAACGCAGUGCAAUUGAGGUGUAUCCGUUACACCACAUUAUAUACAAGUCGUUUAGAUUUAUGUGAAAUUAUACAUCCAAUUUCGCAUUGUAAACUUCCAUAUGUAUGUAACAAAGGCUUGCAACCAAUUAUUAGUUGCAAGUGUUAUAACUAUUAUAACAAUUAAGAUAUUUCACAACUAUAAAAGGGCAACACAGGUGCAGUCUCAUGAUGAUUUUGAACUUACUUUUCUGUAAAAAAAAUCUGUAUCGUUACCAUUGAAGAACAAGCACGAGUAUUGUGAAUAACUUUGUCUUGAUACGUUAUACACAAUAGUCGUAAACCAAGAGUUAAUUCAUGCCACUCUACAAUCUUAUUUUUAGGAUUUGAUCAGAGAAUUUUAUUUGUAAAUUAUAUUAAUUGCUAAUGUAUAUUAGAACCAAUCUAUAUAGAUUAACCAUUAUUUAAAUAACUACUUAUUUUAUUUAUUGACUCUAACAUUGUGGAGUCACACAUGUAAACCCACAUUAGAGAUUAAUUUAUUUCGCAAUCAUUAGUCAUUGCCACCAAUUUAAUAAAACUCAUAUUGAAGUA
Dufourea novaeangliae is the source of this 3254-nucleotide messenger RNA. RefSeq names its product glycerol-3-phosphate dehydrogenase, mitochondrial (gene Gpo1). Bases 176 to 2338 code for a protein of 720 amino acids. The record is from RefSeq and is a predicted model, not a curated record. NCBI's taxonomy places the organism in Eukaryota, Metazoa, Arthropoda, Insecta, Hymenoptera, Halictidae. Gene Ontology annotation, molecular function: calcium ion binding; glycerol-3-phosphate dehydrogenase (quinone) activity. The transcript has 12 exons. Gene Ontology annotation, biological process: glycerol-3-phosphate metabolic process. Gene Ontology annotation, cellular component: glycerol-3-phosphate dehydrogenase (FAD) complex; mitochondrion.